GAUAAUAAAAAUGGGGGGUGACCGGUCAAAACAACUAAUCCGACCGGUUUAUGUCCCACUCCCUCCCUGCACCUAAAUAAUAUGGUAAUUCAUUCAUUCUUUUCUACUUUCAUGUUUUUUUUUUUUUUUUUUUUUAUAAAAAAAAUUAAUGAAAUGUUGUCUGAUCUCUAUCUCAUAAUAUUAUUAUUAUUUCAUUUCAAAACAUGUGAUGUGAUGAUUAUCAGCCAUAAACUGCAGUCAGGAUCAUACAGCUAGCUAUAACAAACCACAUGGAAAUUUCAAAUAGUUCACAAAACAUGAGAAAUUAUUCUCAAGAACACGCAUCAUUACCCCCUAAAAUCAGUAAAUAUGAAAUAAGUGAAUCAUGUUUAGAAGGAUUGAUGUCACAAUUAGGCAAAGAGUGCGGACCAAGGCGAUAUCAUCGAACAUAUUCGGAUAGCAUGCUAGCAUCUGAGCAGCAGCACCAGCAACAGCAGCAGCAGCAGCAGCAGGAAGUACCUUAUUGGUUGAAAGAUCUCCUUGAUGACGAUGAUGAUGAUAACGAUGAGCCUGAAGAAUCAGAAGAGAAGCUGCAGCCUAGUACUAAUAAUGCAUGCAGCAACAGCAGCAAGGCUCAUAGAAGAUCAUCAAGUGACUCCUUGGCAUACUUAAAUAAUAAAACUAUUCUUCAAUAUUCUCCAGAAAGGAAGGAACAAAAUAAUAUGUAUCUUCUAGCUGCAGACCAACAACCCUCCUUUCUGCACCAAAAUCAUCCUAGAACCGAUCAUUCAAAACGCGGUAAAAGGCAUUCAGCUCAACAAUAUCGAGCGAGGAAAGUUCAAUACAUUGGAGAACUAGAAAGAAGUAUCCAGGCUUUACAGGCAGAAGGAUAUGAAGUUUCAGCAGAGCUUGAAUUUCUUGAUCAGCAAAACCUCAUAUUAGGUAUGGAGAAUAGGGCCCUCAAACAACGGUUGGACAGUUUAUCCCAGGAGCACUUCGUCAAAUGUUUGGAGCAGGAAGUGCUUGAGAGAGAAAUCACAAGACUUAGAAAUUUGUAUCAACAACAACAACACAAACAACAGCAGCAGCAGCAGCAGCAACAACAAAAGCAUCAUGGUAGGAAUCGAUCUAAACAACGUCAAGAUCUUGAGUCAUCAAUUGCCAAACUUUCUUUGAAAAAUAAGGGAACCGAAUCAUCGCAGAAAGCCAGAUAGAUAUUUUGAUCAGAUUGUAUUGUGAUUUUGUGAGCUCUCAUAUAUUCUCAAUACACACAUACAGUAACAUCACAGUUCACAACACAGUCAUCCAUAUAUAACCAUAUAUGUAUAUGUGUGUGUGUGUGUAUAGUAUCUAUUCUAGUUUACAUAGUAGAGUUAAUGUCCCAAGAAUGUAUAGUAGAAUGGAUCUUGUAGAAGAAAGUUUAUUCAAAUUCAAAUUGGCUGGCUGCUAUAUCAUUAGUGGCAGUAUUCUGGUGUUGCCAAAUAUUGACAAUAGAAUAUAGUUCUGGUAGGGUGUAAAAUUCUCUAUGUAAACUCUACAUUCUUUUAAUAAACUUCAUGUUAACCCUUCAUUUAAAUAGAAUA
Trifolium pratense (red clover) is the source of this 1562-nucleotide messenger RNA. Its product is annotated as basic leucine zipper 6-like. The transcript has 4 exons. Gene Ontology annotation, molecular function: DNA-binding transcription factor activity. The coding region runs from base 270 to 1193 and encodes 307 amino acids. The record is from RefSeq and is a predicted model, not a curated record. Gene Ontology annotation, biological process: regulation of DNA-templated transcription. NCBI's taxonomy places the organism in Eukaryota, Viridiplantae, Streptophyta, Magnoliopsida, Fabales, Fabaceae.